AUGAGGAUAAAGCUAAUUGUCAAUGGAUGUGAAGUGCCAGAGGAUUACCAGCUUUUAAAGACAACUAUUUCUACGGUGGCUACUCUUAGAAAGACAGCUGUAUUAAGAUUUAACAGUGAGCGUCUAUCGAUCAUAUCAACACCGAAAUCAACCUCUAAUACCAGUAGUACGAUUCUCCACGGUGAUAAUGGUCAACUAUGGUGUUCCAUUCCUCGAGACGUGUUUAGACAGUAUACAGUUGUAUCACAACGUGAAUUAAAUGCCAUUACUAUGGAGUGUAAUUGUGAUUCGCUACUAAGUGCAUUCAAACGCUAUGAGAAAGUUAUAGCCCGUGGUUCUUCUUCCGAGAUGGUGAUUAAAUUACAAGCCAUGCCAGAAUUGAAUCUUGCCGUUAAUGCAGCAAGCGGCUCCAAUGGUAAUAGUGGUGAAGCCGCUAAGAGUAAUCCGGUAUGUGCUCUAGGUAUUUCAUUCGAAGAAAUCCUCCAUACAAUGGGAGAUGAAGACAAAAACGGGUAUAGUGGAUCGAACGGCGCUAAUGCUGGUGCAUUUGGUAGUAAAAAGACCAUUAUGCAUUCUUUUAAAGUUCCAGUAAGACUCAUGUCAAGGGUACAAGAUGUUCGAAUAAAAGAACCCAUGGUUAGCGGUGCACAACUUUCAAUGUACAAACUGCCACCCUACUCUAGUGAAUUUGGAGCUGGUUUCUCAAAUUUCAUUAGGAGGGUAGAUAGAUAUACCAGCGUGAACCAUAUAAGGCUAAGCGCCAUCAAUAAGAAGGAUGCGCUAGGGCAUGAAACGAAUCGAUUGAAGCUAGUGAUAAAUGAGCUGGAUUGGCAUUUGCAAGUAUGUUGGAAUGGUCCUUUAACUCCACUGGUACCUGAAGAUAUGCCACCACAGGCAUCCCAGGAUGAUGGAAGACGACCGAUUAGUAGAAGGGAGACUGCGGCGGAAGAUACAGACGACAGCAUGAGAAUAGAUGAAAGUACAGUGCUGGAUGCAGCUCAUCAUGAUGUAUUGAAUUCACUACCCGAGAAUGAUGUCGAAUUGAUGGAUGUCUCUGCAGUGGUAGAACAAGCAGAAAGAGAAAGCGCGCAGACUCAUGAAGUGAUGAUCAAGAUAAAAGAUUGGAAAGUUUGUCAUAAACUCUACGAUGCAUUUGAAGAACUUAUUUUAGCCAUCUCCCAUAACGAAUCAUGUGUUUUACAUUGUUCUUUAGACAGAGGUAGUGUCGAUGAAGGCGAGGAUCCAGAUAAACCAAGGGAGAAGGGUCAGAUUAUUUAUUACAUGGCAAGAUCAAAACCUAUUUGA
This is a messenger RNA of Zygosaccharomyces rouxii, 1305 nucleotides long. RefSeq names its product Mec3p (gene MEC3). Gene Ontology annotation, biological process: double-strand break repair via homologous recombination; meiotic DNA integrity checkpoint signaling; telomere maintenance. Gene Ontology annotation, cellular component: checkpoint clamp complex; site of double-strand break. Lineage: Eukaryota; Fungi; Ascomycota; Saccharomycetes; Saccharomycetales; Saccharomycetaceae. The transcript has a single exon. Bases 1 to 1305 code for a protein of 434 amino acids. The record is from RefSeq and is a predicted model, not a curated record.